AUGGCAACCCGGGACCUCAUCACUACUGUCCCCAGAGAGUUACUGAGUCACUCAACGGUCCAAGCUAGCAGCGCUAGCAACCGUUUGUCAUCAACGAUGAGAGGGACCCAAAAUGUAGCAAACUCCAGUACUCGUAUUUCCAGUCACUACACCGAUCGAGAGUCGAGCUACAGUCACCCGGAAACAACUACAGGGAGAGAGACUAGAGAGACCAUGGUAACACCUAACAUAGCCGUCGCCACAGGAUCACUGAGUCGUUCUCGAUCGCCAGGUCAAGCUAGUGUCACCCUUAGCGACUACCUGUCCACCGUUUCAGGAAAUCAAGGCACGCCUCUUAGGCAACAAGAUCAACAAAAACUUACCAGUGAACAUGAAUCUAACUACAGCCGCCAGGAAACACCAGGGAGAGCUAGCAAGGAAACAAUGGCAACCCGUAGUAGCCUAGCCGCUGGAGCCAUCACACUGUCGCUGAGCGACCGCAUCGCUAGCUACCGCAGCCAACAGAGAUCAGCAGGGGGAGAAGACAGAGGGAUACAGAGUCAGAGUGGAGUUAGUGGUAAUAAUAUUGGGAAUGAGGGUUUGCUAAACCGCACUCCAAAUCAAGUUACACAUCUGGUAAAGUUAGCAUUAGCGACAGAGUAUCGAACUACAGCCAUCAGGGAUCGUCAGGAAAAGAAUGCAGGUAGUCGUUGUUUGAGGGGGGAAUCAGUACGAAUGCCUGUUCCCUGUUGGAGAGGACAGAGUCCCCUGAAUAUGGGUGUAUCAGUAUGAUUGAGGGACAGACAGGACCUGGCUCCUAUAAGACAGCUAGUUGUGGCUGUGGUAGUAUGACUGACGGACAGGCAGGGCAGAGCUGUAGGUGUAGUUGUACAUCUGAAGGCCAGGAAGAGAGUGAACCUACCCCGUCUGAAGCAGGCAGCUCUCAAACAGGGACAGGGGCAGGGAUGGAGCUCCUAGUUGUGUUUAAUGGAGGACACGAGGCAGAGGACUCCUCCAUACUGCUGGUGGACAUCAACCCCAGAGCUCUGAAAGACUCUCAGAACACCUGGUAGGGACAGACUAUACAGAGAAAUGAGUACACUGAAUGGUACACUCUUUUAUAUUGACCUCACAUUUCUCUCAGGGAUAGUAAUUGGUUGAUUGAUUGGUUGAUUGAAUGAUUGAUUGAUUGAUUGUAUGAUUGACUGACUGCUUUCCCAGCCAAGGUGAUCUCACCUGUGUGUACAUGGAUAGCCCCUCAGCUUCCUCUCGGAGUAGGAGGAGCCUCAGUCCUGCCAAUGACCCCGCCUCUCCACCAACCGCCUGUCAACAAGGUGUUGUCAACGGCAACCUGGGAGGCCUUUUUACAGCUGUAGACGAUGUGAGUGGACCACGUAACCUGACAGGAAAAACUCCUGGCCUUCAUAAUAACUUCACAUCGUGGACAUAAAGAAUUCGGUCUUAAACUUCGUUAUCUUUUGUCUAUCAUCUUAGGAGGACCAGUGUUCUUGCACCAAUCGUCUACAGAGGCUGCUAGCUGAGUCUCAUCAGAUGGUGGCUGGCUCGGAACGCACAACCCUACAACCUCUAAGCCCCUCCCACAGCCCAGCCUCUAACUUUGACGCUGUCAUUAGCCUCAGCAUCAGCCACGAUAGUGGCAACAAUAACCAUGGAAACCUCAGUUGUAACUGUGACAGACAUAAUCACAGCAAUCCCGAUCACUACCUCAACCAGAGCUCCACCCACACCAUAGGAGCCUAUAAAAAAAGCCGGGGA
Coregonus sp. 'balchen' is the source of this 1755-nucleotide messenger RNA. NCBI's taxonomy places the organism in Eukaryota, Metazoa, Chordata, Actinopteri, Salmoniformes, Salmonidae. The record is from the annotation of a GenBank genome assembly.